UCUUCUUAGAAUCAAUAGAUAUCUGUUUCUCAGUUUUAUAGAAAUGUUUCAAUACAUAUAGAACUAUGUUAUAACGUUAUGAUCUUUUUAUCUACUAUAUCUAUUUUUUAUUAUAAAAUAAAAAUUUUAAACAAACCUGAAGUAUUCAUUUGUAAAAUAUUAGAAUUCAAUUAUAUGUAAUUCACUUUGAAUAAGUUUUCUUUGAAAUGUUUACAAUAAUAUCUCUCAGAUUAAACUGGAUUAAUCUAUAAACUUAAGCUUAAGAAGUUCGCGUUUAGACAGAGUCAGGUUUCGACCGUGCUGUAGUCAACUAAGUACUAUAAGAUAAUUGUUCCUUUACAAGUAAUGAUAAUUACAAAGAAGCUUAUAGUUGCAUGCAUUUUCACAAUAAACAUAAUGAAAAAGGUCGUACUGCAAUAAAUUUCUAUAUAUUCUUGCAACAUUUAGCUAUGAAUUUCUUCAUUUUCUUGCAAUAUAUGAAGAUUCUCUCUAAUUGUAAGUCUAUUCAUGGGGCGAUACUGCUGUCUCUGCUUUUGUCAACGUGUUUAAUUAAAAUUGAAGAUAGUAGAAUAUCUCUUGUCUUUGUAUUAUAUAUUGACAAUAUCCGAACAGAAAAGGAGUAGUCGAAGGGGAAUAUAAUGAAUGACUGUAGAUCCACGGUUGGCUGAGGGUAACUUUCAAAACGCGAUAGAAAAGCAACUUACAUCAGUCUGAAAAAUAAGAGAUAACAGAAUCGUAAAAUGAAACAAACGACUUUUAUGUUGUCUCUGUAUACUUAAUAUUAAACAUAUCAGUGACGGUCAUAUAAAUAAAGUAUAUAUAGAUAUAAAAACUAAUAUUUAAAAGAGAUCUAUUAUCUAACUUGUAUCACGAGGAACAGCUACCGAGAAUAUGGACUUUCAAAGCGUGAAUCCUCUAAACGUUCGCUUAAACCUUCUCUCGGGCAAUUUACUGCCCUUGAAGUCAGGAAAUUCGCAAUUUUCGAUAACUUGGAGAAUAUAUAGCCUCUUGAUAUGGUUAAUUGAAUUUAUUCAAACAAUUAUAUUAUUUCCCGGAUUAUUUUUCGUAUCACGAGGGAAAGCUUUAGAAGACGGUACAGUUGUUUCUGUGGUUACCAUAGAGGUGUUUUUUAUGAUUGCGCGGAUUCAUUCACACAAACAGCUGGUGAGUCGCUUAAUCCAGAAACUAAAUGACAUUUUACACUGUGCGGACGAGACGAUGAAGAACGUUGUGACAACCACUCUGCAACCUAUGGAGAAUCCACUCAAGUUUUAUUGGUUAUCUGGCUCGUUAUCUAUUUUGGUAUGGGCCUGCUUACCGUUCCUAUUGGUCUUCAAAAAGGUUUCCUUCUUUUAUGAUGACUACAGGACACCAGCAGUCUUCUCCAAACAGCCAUUCUCGAUUAAUGUCUUUCUGUUAGGCAGUAUCUUCCUACUAAUUAGUAACAUAUACAUUUUUGUAAAGAAGGUCGGAUUGGAUGUUUAUAUGAUACAUCUUGUUUUAUUGAUAACGGCACAGUAUCGAUAUAUAGCCAUAAAACUUGAGGCAAUAUUUCGAGACGGAAAUUCGUUAAGUGAGUUCGAUGAGUCUCACCAGAAAUAUUACUCUGGAAUAAAUCGGUGGGUAGAAAAAGAAGUGACAGCAUUAUGUCGACAUCACAACACUGUUAUUCACUUAUCAUCUAUGUUAAAGAAAUUACUGUCUUUGAACUUCAGUCUGAUUUAUGUCAACAGCGUUUUACGGUUUUGUUUUGUCGGUAUCAUGUUGAGUACAAUACCAUCAACAAAUCUCCUGGAAGCUUUCUUGAUCAUAAUGUACUCAUGUGGCUCAAUAGUACAAUUUUACAUGUUGUGCUCUUGCCUUCAACAAUUGCUAGACGCGAGCAAAGAAAUGACAAAUAAUGCAUUUCACGAAAAAUGGUAUCAGUUUGGACCAUCUGUGAAACGUACAUUUAUGUCGAUGAUAUUAAGUAAUAAUUUAGAGUGCAAGCUUUCAAUGUGCGACAAGUUUAAUUUGUCUUUAUCCUCAUUUAUGACGAUCUUAAAUCAAUCGUAUUCGAUUACUCUUCUUCUCUUACGAGCACAAUAAUGAAAAACACGUAUGUUAUUUAAAUGCAAUAUUUUUAAAAUAAAUUCUUUAUUUUUUAAACUAAUGGUAA
This is a messenger RNA of Monomorium pharaonis (pharaoh ant), 2158 nucleotides long. RefSeq lists its product as uncharacterized. Gene Ontology annotation, biological process: sensory perception of smell; detection of chemical stimulus involved in sensory perception of smell. Lineage: Eukaryota; Metazoa; Arthropoda; Insecta; Hymenoptera; Formicidae. Bases 892 to 2088 code for a protein of 398 amino acids. The record is from RefSeq and is a predicted model, not a curated record. Gene Ontology annotation, molecular function: olfactory receptor activity; odorant binding. Gene Ontology annotation, cellular component: plasma membrane. The transcript is spliced from 5 exons.